Messenger RNA from Arabidopsis lyrata subsp. lyrata, 966 nucleotides. Its product is annotated as eukaryotic translation initiation factor 4E-1. Gene Ontology annotation, molecular function: RNA 7-methylguanosine cap binding; translation initiation factor activity. The record is from RefSeq and is a predicted model, not a curated record. Lineage: Eukaryota; Viridiplantae; Streptophyta; Magnoliopsida; Brassicales; Brassicaceae. Gene Ontology annotation, cellular component: cytoplasm; eukaryotic translation initiation factor 4F complex. The coding region runs from base 79 to 786 and encodes 235 amino acids. Gene Ontology annotation, biological process: translational initiation. The transcript has 5 exons.
CGAGUGGAAAUACAUUAGUUUGGAGAAGAGAAACAGAGAGGAAGAGAGAGAGACACAGAGAGGCAGUUCUGAGAAACAAUGGCGGUAGAAGACACUCCCAAAUCUGUUGUUACGGAAGAAGCAAACCCUAAUUCUAUAGAGAAUCCGAUUGAUCGAUACCAUGAGGAAGGUGAUGAUGCCGAAGAAGGAGAGAUCGUUGGAGGUGAUGGAGACGGAAACGUUGACGAAUCGAGCAAAUCCGCUGUUCCUCAAUCGCAUCCUUUAGAACAUUCAUGGACUUUCUGGUUCGAUAAUCCUUCUGUGAAAUCGAAGCAAACCACUUGGGGAAGUUCCUUGCGACCCGUGUUCACGUUCUCCACUGUUGAGGAAUUUUGGAGUUUGUACAAUAACAUGAAGCAUCCGAGCAAGUUAGCUCAUGGAGCUGACUUCUACUGUUUCAAACACAAUAUUGAACCUAAGUGGGAGGAUCCUAUUUGUGCAAAUGGAGGCAAAUGGACUAUGAAUUUCCCUAAGGAGAAGUCUGAUAAGAGCUGGCUCUACACUUUGCUUGCUUUGAUUGGAGAACAGUUCGAUCACGGAGAUGAAAUAUGCGGAGCAGUUGUUAACAUUAGAGGAAAGCAAGAAAGGAUAUCUAUUUGGACCAAAAACGCUUCAAACGAAGCUGCUCAGGUGAGCAUUGGAAAACAAUGGAAGGAGUUUCUUGAUUACAACAACAGCAUAGGUUUCAUCAUCCAUGAGGAUGCGAAGAAGCUCGACAGGAAUGCAAAGAACGCUUACACCGCUUGAAACGAAACAACCUCUCUCAAAUCUUUGCAUUGUUUCAAUUACAGUUUUGUAUGUGAGAGAUCUCUAUUUAUAUCAUCGCAACAUGACUUGACACACUGUCUUUGCUCGUGAGUGUUGAUUGUUCACAAGCUCUGACAUUUCAUUUAGUAAUAUAUUUGUAUGGUCUUAUGAUGGUAGUCA